ACGCUUGAGGAAGUAUUUGCAAUAGCGAAGCCCGAUUUUGAUGCCCCGAACUGUGCUGGUCACAGCCUCAGGAGCCUUCUCUCCACAGUCUCUGGAAAUAAGAUGUCCAAGCGUACAGUGAACCUACUACUCUCUUCAUACCCGACGUCAAAGAAUAUUACUGUGGAUUUCCAGAUCAAGAUGAAGAACUUACUUUCCAAGACGGACUAUGAUUGGUCAAUGCUGGCCGAAUGGCUGGCUAUUGAGAAUCGAUCGGUCUGGAUUGACCACCAAGGCAACACAGCAUUGACAGCCUUGCUAAAGUGUUGGAGCUCUGAUCAAGACGAGCUUUUACUUGAAGAUAUCAUCAAAGGGAUGGUCCGAAUGGGAGCGCAAAUUCACAUGCGUGAUCGGAAAGGAGAGACUGCUCUAGCCAUUGCAGCUCGGCGAGGAUUGCGACCCGCAGUCACAACCCUGAUUGCGUCGGGUGCUUCGAUCCACUCCACCACCCUCCGCGGCGUGAGCAUCUUGAAAAACGCCCGAAAGAGUUUGAGUCAAGCGAAGCGUGACGGCGAUGACAAGCUUUACGCGAGGAUUUGGAGUUGCAUUGUGUACCUGGUGGACCUUAAAGCUUGUGAAUUCCCUUCUGAGCGUCGAGAGCGUUGGGCGGCGUGGGCGCCUGAUUCUCAUUUCGGCUGGGAGGGAAAAGGAGAGAAGGAAACGACUAUUCAUCAAGCACUCGUUGAAGGAGGUUUCCUUUAAAUCUAAACCAGUAUCGUUUGACAGCGUUGUGGAUUAUGUGGUCCAGAUUGGGGACACUGGUGGGACUUCCUUGAAGCAUAUUUCUGCUCCUUUCAGAGUCGGUUGCGCAGUCUCCUUUUGUAUUUGCUAAAUCUUUGCUUCUAUACGUCUUGCCAUCUCCCCCUCCCAAAAAAGAAGUCGACACAUAAAUUCUCUCAUCAGGUUUCCUGUCUUCGUAUCCUUCAUGCAGUUAUUGAGGAGAAUCCUGAACGCAGACAUGGGGACUGGAGUCCCUUAGAAUUGAAUAAAUAAAUUCAAGACACUUCCGAGUUGAAAUCUUCAAUAUUUCAGGAUGCAUGG
Molecule: messenger RNA, 1080 nt
Organism: Hyaloscypha bicolor E
Lineage: Eukaryota; Fungi; Ascomycota; Leotiomycetes; Helotiales; Hyaloscyphaceae
Exons: 1
Coding region: 103-741 (212 amino acids)
Molecular function (GO): protein binding
Source: RefSeq, a predicted model, not a curated record